This is a messenger RNA of Hipposideros armiger (great roundleaf bat), 976 nucleotides long. RefSeq names its product deoxythymidylate kinase (gene DTYMK). The transcript is spliced from 5 exons. Gene Ontology annotation, biological process: dTTP biosynthetic process; dTDP biosynthetic process; dUDP biosynthetic process. The record is from RefSeq and is a predicted model, not a curated record. Gene Ontology annotation, molecular function: ATP binding; dTMP kinase activity; nucleoside diphosphate kinase activity. Lineage: Eukaryota; Metazoa; Chordata; Mammalia; Chiroptera; Hipposideridae. Gene Ontology annotation, cellular component: cytosol; cytoplasm; mitochondrion. The coding region runs from base 95 to 733 and encodes 212 amino acids.
UCAGCUAUCCCGCGCGCCGCGAGCACCGGCCAAUGGGGGCUCCCGGCGGCGGCGCGGCGACGCGUGGCUUUGGCGGGAGCCCGAAGGCGCAGCGAUGGCGGGCCGGCGUGGGGCGCUCAUCGUGCUGGAGGGAGUGGACCGCGCUGGCAAGAGCACGCAGAGCCGCAAGCUGGUGGCCGCGCUGUGCGCCGCCGGCCACCGCGCGGAGCAGCUCCGCUUCCCGGAAAGAUCAACUGAAAUUGGCAAGCUUCUGAGUUCUUACUUGGAAAAGAAGAGUGAGGUGGAGGACCACUCAGUACACCUGCUCUUCUCCGCGAACCGCUGGGAGCAAGUGCCAUUAAUUAAGGAAAAGCUGAGCCAGGGCAUCACCCUCGUUGUGGACAGAUAUGCGUUUUCUGGGGUCGCCUUCACCAGUGCCAAGGAGAACUUCUCCCUGCACUGGUGCAAGCAGCCGGACGUGGGCCUCCCCAAGCCCGACCUGGUCGUGUUCCUGCAGUUGCGGCUGGCAGAGGCUGCCACGCGGGGCGAGUUCGGCCGUGAGCGCUACGAGAGUGGGCCGUUCCAGGAGCGGGCGCUGCAGAGCUUCCGGCAGCUCAUGGGCGACAAGACUCUGAACUGGAGGGUGGUUGAUGCUUCCAGAAGCAUCGAGGACGUCCACAAGGAAAUCCGUGAGCUGUCUGAGGACACCAUCCGGGCCGCCAUGCACAGGCCGCUGGGGCAGCUGUGGACAUAGGCACGAGAGCCUGUGUCCCCUCCCCGCACGCGUGUGAGGCAGGGCCACACGGGCUGCGCGCCCAAGACAAGCAGAGCUGCAGGUCAGCCCGUCAGCAGCCUGCCUCUGCCCUCUCACCCUGGAGACGGGCUUCUCACUGAAGUUAAUAACCACAUCCAAGCAGUUUCAUCCACACUGAAACAGCUCUCGGUUUAAAAUGGGGGUCUGUUACAGGCACUAAUAAAAGUUCACCUGGAAAUGUGC